Molecule: messenger RNA, 1090 nt
Organism: Tilletiaria anomala UBC 951
Lineage: Eukaryota; Fungi; Basidiomycota; Exobasidiomycetes; Georgefischeriales; Tilletiariaceae
Exons: 5
Coding region: 150-992 (280 amino acids)
Molecular function (GO): GTPase activity
Source: RefSeq, a predicted model, not a curated record
GUACAUCUGACAAACCAUAGCACGACGGCACAAGACAAGAUACAGUCUCAGUACAGCGGGAGCAGCUUAGGACUGGUCGAAGCGGACGAAUUCAUCUUUGGGCUUGGUGAUUACAUUGGAAUUUUGGUUCGGAUCAUCAAGGUGUCAGAAUGGGUCGCUAUGCGGCAAUGGUCAGCGGACCAGCCGGCUCUGGCAAAUCGACGUUCUGCACAGCAUUGAUCACACAUGCCCAGAGCAUCGGCCGAAAUGUCCAUCUGUUCAACCUUGAUCCGGCGGCGGAACGGUUCGAGUACGAGCCCAGCAUCGAUAUCAAGGAGCUCAUCACGCUGGAAGACGUCAUGGAGGAGAUGCGCUUGGGACCAAAUGGAGGAUUGAUAUAUUGUUUCGAAUAUCUGCUCGAUAACCUCGACUGGCUCGAAGACCAACUAGGGCAAUUCGACGACGACUACAUCAUCAUCGACUGCCCGGGACAAAUUGAACUCUACACGCACUUCCCCAUCAUGUCCCGGUUGAUCAGCGUGUUGCAACAGCAAUUCAACUUCCGAAUAUGCGCAUGCUACCUGCUUGAGUCGCAGUUUAUGGACGACAAGACAAAAUAUUUUGCUGGCGUGCUCAGCGCAAUGAGCGCAAUGAUCAAUCUCGAGGUUCCGCAUCUCAACUUGAUGAGCAAGAUGGACCUCGUUGCCAAAGGCGAGACGGGUGAUGCGAUACAGACUGGGCGACGAAGAGAGAUGGAGAGAUACUUCGACCCCGACCCGCUGCUGCUUGUUGACGAGGUGAAUAGCAAGACAAACCCACGUUUCCAUGCGCUGAAUCAAGCAGUGGUGCAACUGAUAGAGGAUUUCAGCAUGGUGUCUUUCAUGCCGCUGGACGUGACGGACGAGGACAGCGUCGGCUCGGUCCUAUCGCACAUCGACAAUGCGUUACAAUACGGCGAGGAUGAGGAGCCGAAAGAACCAAAAGACAUGGAUAUGGGAGACUUUGAAGAAUAAGGAUAUUGAUCGGUUCUAUCAAUUUUGCAUUGCGAUUGGGUAAUGAUACUUGUAGCAUACAACGAAUCCCCUGCGCGCUCGCGCUCAUGGCACGACUC